Caenorhabditis briggsae is the source of this 1239-nucleotide messenger RNA. RefSeq names its product Protein CBR-NMUR-2 (gene Cbr-nmur-2). The transcript is spliced from 7 exons. Gene Ontology annotation, molecular function: neuropeptide receptor activity. The record is from RefSeq and is a predicted model, not a curated record. The coding region runs from base 1 to 1239 and encodes 412 amino acids. Lineage: Eukaryota; Metazoa; Nematoda; Chromadorea; Rhabditida; Rhabditidae. Gene Ontology annotation, biological process: neuropeptide signaling pathway. Gene Ontology annotation, cellular component: plasma membrane.
AUGUCAUCUUGUAUUGUGGAAUAUAAUGUGUCUAAUAUCACCAACUAUGUUCUGGCUACGUUAGGAGAAAGGUGUCAAUCGGUUGCCAUAGUCAUUCCAACGGUCAUCAUAUAUGGAACCAUUUUUCUAUUAGGAUUGUUCGGAAACAUCUGCACUUGCAUUGUAAUUGCAGCUAACAAGUCAAUGCACAAUCCGACUAACUACUAUCUAUUCAGUCUGGCCAUAUCUGAUAUUAUCGCAUUGAUACUAGGUCUGCCAAUGGAGUUUUACCAAUCCUUGGACUAUUCCUACCCCUAUAGAUUCAGUGAAUGGAUUUGUAAAGCCAGAGCUUUUCUGAUCGAAUUCACUUCUUAUGCGUCUAUUAUGAUUAUUUGCUGUUUUUCAUUUGAAAGAUGGCUGGCUAUUUGUUAUCCCUUGCAAACCAAAUUGUUUUCAACAUUAUGGCGGGCUAAUGUCCUCAUCGUUCUUGCAUGGAUCAUUUCGUUCAUUUGUGCUCUUCCCAUAGCAAUCAUCGUCCAGAUCAACAAACUACCAUUACCAGAGUUUGCAAGGAAUCAAUCUUGGUCUUAUGAGGUGUCUACCGAUGGAACGACAGUACUCCAUACUGAAUUUUGUGCAAUGGAUCAAGGUCGACCGGAUCAACAGAAAACAAUAAUUGUGUUUGCUUUCACUGUGUUUUUUAUUAUUCCGGCUAUUGCAAUAGUCAUCAUGUAUGCACAUAUUGCGAUUAAGCUAGAGUCCUCUGAAAUUGACAAGUCUUUGAAAGAAGAUAACAAAUCCAAGAAACGGCGGAUCAAAAACAACAGGACUGUUCUUAAAAUGUUGCUUUCUGUUGUGAUAACCUUCUUCAUAUGCUGGCUGCCAUUCCAUAUCCAAAGACUGCUAUCAGUCUACAUAAUGUGGUCUGAAAAUGAUACGAUUUCUCCAGCAGUUCAAUUUUUGUCAAUGAUAGUAUUUUACAUCUCUGGCUUUUGUUACUACUCUAAUUCUGCAGCAAAUCCCAUUCUCUAUAAUCUGCUCUCUCAAAAGUAUCGAAGUGCCUUCUGUCGGACUAUUUUGGGAGAGAAUCUCGGGAACUGGAUCUUCAAAGGGAGCCAGAAAGCUGGACAAGCUAAAAGAUGUUCUUCGUCCACUGAUGGUGAACAGAAGACUCUCAUGACACGCGCCAGCGUUCGAAUUGACUCCAGAAAUCAGAAUCCACAAAAACCGCUUCGAAAUUUAGAAAUUUCUAAUUACUGA